GCCUCCCGGUGCCGUGCGGGGCCCCGCCGCACGGGGAGGUGCCGGGCCCCGCGUCCCCGCCCCUCGCCGCCGCCGCCCCCCCGCCCGGCCGGCGCUGGGAGAGCGGAGCGGGGGCUCCAAGAUGGCUUUGGCCGGGCUGUGCGCCCUGCUCGCCGGUUGCUGCCUGGCAGCGGGCAGCGGCCCCGCCGAGGCGGCGGCGGAGGCGGCGGCCAAGGAGCUGGAGUGCAAGCUGAAGAGCAUCACGGUGUCGGCGCUGCCUUUCCUGCGGGAGAACGACCUCAGCAUCAUGCACGGCCCCUCGGCCGCCGAGCCCAAGCUGCUUUUCUCCGUCCGCAACGAUUUCCCCGGCGAGAUGGUGGUGGUGGAUGACCUGGAGAAUACGGAGCUGCCUUAUUUCGUGCUGGAGAUCUCGGGCAACACGGACGACAUCCCACUGGUGCGCUGGCGGCAGCAGUGGCUGGAGAACGGCACGUUGCUCUUCCACAUCCACCACCAAGAUGGGGCCCCCAACCUGCCCGGCUUCGACCCCACAGACGAGCCCCAGACCGAGUCGGCAGAGGAGGAGCUGAGAAUCCUCCACAUCUCCGUCAUGGGCGGGAUGAUCGCCCUGCUGCUCUCCAUCCUCUGCCUGGUGAUGAUCCUCUACACCCGCCGGCGGUGGUGCAAGCGGCGCCGGGUGCCGCAGCCCCAGAAAAGCGCCAGCGCCGAGGCGGCCAACGAGAUCCACUACAUCCCCUCAGUGCUGAUCGGGGGCCACGGGCGGGAGAGCCUGCGCAACGCCCGCGUGCAGGGCCACAACUCCAGCGGGACGCUCAGCAUCCGUGAGACCCCCAUCCUGGACGGCUACGAGUACGACAUCACCGACCUGCGGCACCACCUCCAGCGCGAGUGCAUGAACGGCGGGGAGGACUUCGCCAGCCAGGUCACCCGCACCCUGGACUCGUUGCAGGGCUGCAAUGAGAAGGCCAGCAUGGACCUCACACCAGGGAGUGACAAUGCCAAGCUGUCCCUGAUGAACAAGUACAAGGACAACAUCAUCGCCACCAGCCCUGUGGACUCAAACCAUCAGCAGGCCACGCUGCUGUCCCACACCUCCAGCAGCCAGCGCAAGCGCAUCAACAACAAGGCGCGAGCUGGCUCAGCAUUUCUCAACCCCGAGGGGGACUCGGGGACGGAGGCAGACACCGAUCCCCAGCUGACCUUCUACACGGACCCCUCACGGAGCCGGAGACGCAGCCGAGUGGGGUCCCCCCGGAGCCCUGUGAACAAGACCACACUGACCCUCAUCAGUGUGACGAGCUGCGUCAUCAGCCUGGUGUGCUCGUCCCACAUGAGCUGCCCCCUUGUCGUCAAGAUCACCCUCCACGUUCCUGAGCACCUCAUCGCUGACGGGAGCCGGUUCAUCCUGCUGGAGGGGAGCCAGCUGGAUGCCAGCGACUGGCUGAACCCGGCGCAGGUUGUCCUCUUCUCCCAGCAAAACUCCAGUGGGCCCUGGGCCCUGGACCUCUGCGCCCGGCGCCUCCUCGACCCCUGCGAGCACCAGUGUGACCCCGAGACUGGUGAGUGUCUCUGCUACGAAGGUUAUAUGAAGGAUCCUGUGCAUAAGCAUCUCUGCAUCCGGAAUGAGUGGGGAACGAACCAGGGGCCUUGGCCGUACACCAUCUUCCAGCGUGGCUUUGACUUGGUGCUAGGGGAACAACCAUCCGACAAGAUUUUUCGGUUCACCUACACCCUGGGGGAAGGCAUGUGGCUGCCGCUGAGCAAGAGCUUCGUCAUCCCACCAGCCGAGCUGGCCAUCAACCCCUCGGCCAAGUGCAAGACCGACAUGACAGUGAUGGAGGACGCAGUGGAGGUCAGGGAAGAGCUGAUGACCUCCUCCUCCUUCGACAGCCUGGAGGUCCUCCUUGACUCCUUCGGCCCCGUCCGCGACUGCACCCGGGACAACGGGGGUUGCAGCAAGAACUUCCGCUGCAUCUCGGACCGCAAGCUGGACUCGACGGGCUGCGUGUGCCCGUCGGGACUGAGCCCCAUGAAGGAUGGCACGGGCUGCUAUGACCGUCACGUUGGUGUGGACUGCUCGGAUGGCUUCAACGGGGGCUGUGAGCAGCUGUGCCUGCAGCAGAUGGUCCCCCUGCCCGAGGACCCCUUGCUCUACAACAUCCUCAUGUUCUGUGGGUGCAUUGAGGACUACAAGCUGGGCACGGAUGGGCGGUCAUGCCAGCUGAUCUCAGAAUCGUGCCCCGAGGCGGGGGACUGCGGCGAACCCCGUGAGCUGCCCAUGAACCAGACGCUCUUCGGGGAGAUCUUCUACGGUUAUAACAACCACUCCAAGGAGGUGGCCGCGGGGCAGGUGCUCAAAGGGACAUUCAGGCAGAACAACUUUGCCCGAGGCCUGGAGCAGCAGCUGCCGGAUGGGCUGGUGGUGGCCACGGUGCCCCUGGAGAACCAGUGCCAAGAGGAGCUCUCCGACCCUGCUCCCGAUCCAGAGUUCCUCACUGGGAUGGUGAACUUCAGCGAGGUGUCUGGGUACCCCCUCUUGCAGCACUGGAAGGUCCAGUCCGUCAUGUACCACGUCCGGCUCAACCAGCUGACCAUCUCCCAGUCUUUCAGCAAUGCGCUCCACUCUCUGGAUGGGGCCACCUCCCGUGGAGAUUUCGUGGCACUGCUGGACCAUUUUGGCAACCACUACAUCCAGGAGGCAGUGUACGGCUUUGAGGAGUCCUGCUCCAUCUGGUAUCCCAACAGACAGGUUCAGCGGCAGCUCUGGUUGGAGUACGAGGACAUCAGCAAAGGCAACUCCCCCUCAGACGAGUCAGAGGAGCGCGAGCGGGACCCCAAGGUGCUCACCUUCCCCGAGUACAUCGCCAGCCUCUCCGAGUCAGGCACCAAGCGCAUGGCCGCCGGCGUGCGGAUGGAAUGCCAGAGCCGUGGCCGCUGCCCCUCCUCCUGCCCACUCUGCCACAUCGCCUCCAGUCCCGAAGUGCCGGCUGAGCCCAUCCUGCUGGAGGUCACCAAAGCGGCCCCCAUCUACGAGCUGGUCACCAACAACCAGACCCAGCGGCUCUUGCAGGAGGCCACCAUGAGCUCACUGUGGUGCUCGGGUAGCGGGGACGUCAUCGAGGACUGGUGCCGCUGCGACUCGAGUGCCUUCGGGGCUGAUGGGCUGCCCACCUGCGCACCUCUCCCGCACCCCAUCCUGCGGCUCUCCACCAUUCACGAGCCCAGCAGCACGCUGGUGGUGCUGGAGUGGGGGCACUCGGAGCCCCCCAUCGGAGUGCAGAUCGUCGACUACCUCCUCCGUCAAGAGAAAGUCACCGACAGAAUGGACCACUCCAAGGUGGAGACAGAGACGGUGCUGAGCUUCGUGGAUGAUAUCAUCUCCGGCGCCAAGUCACCCUGUGCCAUGCCGGCCCAAGUGCCCGACAGGCUCUCGUCCACCAUCUCCCUCAUCGUUCGCUGCCUGGAGCCCGACACAACCUAUAUGUUCACACUCUGGGGAGUCGAUAACACAGGAAGACGCUCCAGGUCCAGUGAUGUGACAGUCAAGACCCCCUGCCCUGUGGUGGACGAUGUGAAAGCUCAAGAAAUAGCAGACAAGAUCUACAACCUCUUCAACGGCUACACCAGUGGCAAGGAGCAACAAACAGCCUACAACACUCUGCUCGACCUGGGUUCCCCCAGCCUGCACCGAGUCCUCUACCACUACAACCAGCACUAUGAGAGCUUUGGGGAGUUCACCUGGCGCUGUGAAGAUGAGCUGGGUCCCAGGAAGGCUGGCCUCAUCCUCUCGCAGCUGGGGGACCUCAGCAGCUGGUGCAAUGGCCUCCUGCAAGAGCCCAAGAUCAGCCUCCAGCGCUCAUCCCUCAAAUACCUCGCCUGCCGCUACAGUGAGAUCAAGCCCUAUGGGCUCGACUGGUCGGACCUCAGCCGGGACCUCAAGAAGACGUGCGAAGAGCAGACACUGAGUGUCCUUUACAAUGACUAUGGUGACAAAGACUACUGAGGGUUGAGGGUGCCCGCUCUCACAUUGGCCCUCCCACGGGCGUUUGUGAGGGUUUUAUACACGGACCCAUGGAGGGGGGGAGGGUGUCGCUGAUGUUUCUGGAGGCAAAAAUUUGGACCGGGGAGUGAAACCAGCUGCUCUGUGCAGGACUGACUCAGUAUUAGUUUAUUCUUUGACUUGGCCAAAAGCCUUUCUAGCUAGAAGUCUUGUGGGACCCAGUUUUCUUGGUUUUGUUUUAUUCAUUUUGCCAAGAGGUUCCUCAGCAUCAGUGGAGAGGGCAGGUUGGGAGGUCACAGCCCUCUCCUCCUGCCCCAUCCCUGCCCUGGCUGUGGGGACCGUCCCCAAGGGUGGGGGACACCAGUCACGAGAGAAACACUGUGACACAGCCGGGACGGGAGAGCAGGUGAUGCAGGGUUGGGAAAAUGGAGGCAGGGCAUGCAGGUCAGGCCGAGAUGCUAAUGGUUAUGGCUGAGCAAAUGAGCAAAACAGCCACUGGAUGGCCAAGAGGGUUGGGAUUUUUUUAUUUUAUUUUAUUUUUUUGUAAUUCUAAAGCAUAAGAUCUGGAUGAGACCUGGCCAAGCAGUGGUGCUGUUGCAGGGCAGAGCUGGCGUGGUGUCAGCAGCUGGGGUGAGGAGAGAGGGGCACUGGUGAGCCCAUCUUCUCAGGUUCUUCUGUCACGGCCAAAGCCUGCAUCUGCUCCAAGAUGCAGAGUCCUCCAGAGCAAAGGUAGCUUGGCCUCAGGGCCAGUGGUCAGCUGGACAUCAUGAGCUUUCUUCUUGUGGGACCACAUUCUUAGGAAGUCAACUUAAAAAUCCCUUCUGUUAUUCUUAAUUUGUUUUUUUACCCACCAUAAUAAAGACUUUGAAGCAAUGUCAAACCACCACUCAGGAGACCCCCAGCCAAGAGAGCAGCACCCAGACGGCACAGAGGAGGCUGCCUUCUGCACCAGCCACCCUGUAGCCCUGGCCCAGCCUGGGCUCCACAUGGCAAGGGGAACGGGGUGUAGCGUACCCCAACGCGGCAGUGCAGGAUGGUCCUGGAGGUCCUGGUCCCAGAGGGGGCUCGGUGACACGGCGUGGUGGGCAGGCUUCUGGAGGUGUUACUUGCCUGUGUUCAGGCUCACAUCUGCAGCUCUCACCGGUGGUUUCUUUUUUUAAACCAGAAAACUGGGGUUGUCCUGGGACACUGGGCUUGGUUCAGAGCAAACUGUUCUCCAAUACCCUGUUACCACUGACAGUGUUGGAGGCAGCAAACAGCUUCCUUUUAGCUUCAGCUUCCAGCCUGGUUUGCAGAGGAGGCAUCUCUGGACUUGCCAGUUGUGCACCUUUGAUCUGGACAAGCCAGGAGCCCUACAGUGGGAUUUUUAUGAUACGUCUUCAGAGAGAAAUUUCCUUUUCAUUUUUUCAGCCUUGGCAGGAGCAAUCUUCGGCCUGUCUCUUACAAUUUUCUGCCUCAUUCCUCCUUCUACCUGCCAAGGACACAGCUCGAAUAUUUGUGUGGUGCUGAGUGGGAAGCGGCUGUGGUCUGCAGCCAGUCACAGCCGACAGCGCUGCAAUACAGUAUUUGCUCUACAGCAGUUCAGUAUUUUCCCACCAGAUGACACAGUGCUUUGCUCUUCCCUUCUCGCAGGCAGAGCUCUCCUUUAGGGGCAGCUUCUCUGGUCUGGAGAGCUGCUGGGAGCAGCCACCAUCAGUCAGUGUUACCUGGGCAUCCCCGUGCCAUUUCCGUGAUGAAUGUGUCUAGCAGGGGUCAUCAGGCAAAUGUCUUCUCAUUGGAAUAAGGAAGUCUACUGGAUCCUUUUGGCUUUUUCUCAUAUGUUUUUCCUUAUAUUUUGAUGUGCCUGAUGCUGCCAAGGGCUUGGGGGUCAGAGCAAGACCAUCCCCUUCUCCAUGUGGAGGUAUACGUGGGCAGGUAAUCCGUACCGAGCCGUUGCUCCUUUUUGUUUCAGUCACCGGCAGUCUUGGCCAAGACACUUUGGUUUAUCCUCUUGCUUUUCCCAGAGGAUGCUGAGAAAACUUUUAACUUCCAGCCAGGCAGCCAUCCAGGGAUGGGCAAAGGGCACCUCUGCUCAAAGCCUCGGAGGGAUGCUUGAACAAAGACUGCUCUGGCCCAGAUGCAAGUUGGUUGCUCGCCAAGUAAUACCGCUUACGUGGCCUUUAUAUGAAACGCAGACUGUUUUCCUUUGGGUAGCAGACUCCUCUCUUUUAUUACUUACUAGGUGCAGCAGCAGGGAUGGGAGCGGUUCAGUCUGCCAGCCACUCGCUACAAUGCUGCCAGGAAAACCCUGGACAUCCCAUGCGUUCACACCUGCCUAGGUUACUUUUUCAUCCAG
Messenger RNA from Tyto alba (common barn owl), 6335 nucleotides. RefSeq names its product astrotactin 1 (gene ASTN1). The transcript is spliced from 23 exons. Lineage: Eukaryota; Metazoa; Chordata; Aves; Strigiformes; Tytonidae. The record is from RefSeq and is a predicted model, not a curated record. Gene Ontology annotation, molecular function: protein binding. Bases 122 to 4003 code for a protein of 1293 amino acids. Gene Ontology annotation, biological process: neuron cell-cell adhesion; neuron migration.